UAUACAAUUUGUUGUACGAUCAGCUGUGUUUUGAAAAUAUUUGUAAAACUUACUAACGAAAAAAUAAUUAACUCGAAUCGUGUAGUUUUUUAAUAACAAUGACUACGGCCGCAAGACCUACGUUCGAACCUGCUAGAGGUGGUCAAGGACGCGGCGAAAAAGAUCUAAGUGCAAUAUCAAAACAAUAUAGUAGCAGGGACUUACCAUCUCAUACGAAACUAAAAUACAGAGAACAUGGUCAAGGAACGACAGAGGAGUUGCGAAAUCGUGAUUUUCGCAAAGAAUUAGAAGAUCGUGAACGUGAACGUGAAAGAGAAAAAGACAAAAGUUCUAAUCGUCGCAUGAUAGAGCCUUCACGAGAAAUUUCUACGACCAGUGCGAAGAGGCAAAAAAUUGAUCAGGUUCCCACAGCAAGCUUAGAUGCGGAUGAUCCUCUAGACGAUGAUGAUUCAGAGUCGGAGAGCGAUGAAGAUGACACUGCUGCUCUUUUAGCAGAAUUGCAGCGCAUUAAGAAGGAAAGAGCAGCUGAGCAAGCCAAGAAGGAAAUGGAAAAACGGCAGGAAGAGGAACGAAUAAGAAUGGAAAACAUUCUCUCGGGGAAUCCUUUAUUAAACUAUUCCUCCCAGAGCGGACGCACGGAUAUGAAAGUCAGACGUCGAUGGGACGACGACGUUGUUUUCAAAAAUUGUGCUCGCUCCGAACCAAAGAAGAAACACGAUGUGUUCAUAAACGAUUCGUUAAGAAGCGAAUUUCAUCGAAAAUUUAUGGAGAAAUAUGUCAAGUGAAGAAUUCUUGUGAAAAUCAUAUUCUGUCUGUACAUAGUUUUAAGUUAGAUUUUAUCAUUUUUAAUUGUACAAGUUUGUCGUUGAAAAUCCGUACGAAAAUGUGACAUCUAAAAGUUUUAAAGGUCGGCUUGCUUGGGGGAUCGUGUUCCAUUAAAUCGUAUGUUAAUUCUGUCCGUUCGUGGUAUCGUAAGUGCGUUACUCAAUUACGCAAACAUUUUGUAAUUAAUGAUCAUUAAACAGAGACGUACGAAGCACCGUACCAAUUAAAUCGAACCCGUUGACGGGUCAUUGGCGAUCGCUGUCUGAAAUCUAAAAUAAUACCAACAAAAUAAUAAGUACCCCAUUGUGACCAUUGAAAAUUUCCUCUCUAGACGGGGAAAACUGGUGUUAAAAACAGGAAGGCGAACGAUCCGUGGUGUACUCUCGCGAUUCGCUUCGAGGAGGGCCCGUUCUAAUAACUUGACAAAGAAGUCGUUAAGUGCUCCGUAUGUAAAAAUAGGGGUAAAAAUAGUGGAACGACAGAAGGAAAGAGUAGGACAGAUGGAGUGGGGCGAGGCGGAUGGAGGUAGCCGUGUAUCGGUCCGACGGAGAUUGUUGUGUGUGCGUGUGUGCGUGCGGGGAGAGAGAAAGAGAGAGAGAGAGAGUGGCAAGCGUGCUGGAGUUUGUCCAGGCAUUGUAGGUACUUACGUGUUUCGGUAGUGGCGCGAUCCGGCUUCGGCGGUGGUGCUGGCGGCGGCAAGCGCGUGUAAACCGCUGGGUCAAGUAUAACCGGUCUCAGGAUCCCCGGAGCAGCUGGAGGCAGCAGGCAGUCUACCGGUGCGACGCGCAGCUGGUUAUCGCUGGUAGACUCCCUGGCACCGACCUGGCCAGAGAGAAACAGACAGAAAGAGAGAGAAAGAGAGAGAAAGAGAGAGACGACCGUUCACCGAGAUCGCCUCGAGAUGAUUUCUGGGAAGAGGUAUGUCGUACGUUACGGUACGACCGAUCGGUACUUCGCACGGCUAAAUUCGUCACCUAACCUCGUCGAUCCGGUCCGAUUUUUGUUGUAUCCUCGAAUUUAGUUCGAUGUGUGACCCUCUGUUCGCUUUAACAGAUACAGCGAAUGGAUGGUUUAAAAUAAAUAUUAUUUCGAGUUAAGUAGCUGUUUACAGAAAUUUAAUCGUCGAAUCCGUAACAUAAUCUCCGUUAUUCUCUGUUACAGCCCGUUCGCACGAGUCCCGGUCAUUUUAUCAAAUCGGUAAUAGCCGAAUGGAGCGUUCACACCAUUUUGCAUAUUCGUCGCAUGUUCGUGUCUCUAAUACAGUGCUUCCUAACCUUUUUUUUAUACUGCAACACGCUUAGGAAAGGCUACUUACACGGUACCCUUUUUAAAUUUCCAAUAUUAACAAUAAUAAUUUAGAACUAUAUUAAGAAAUUUUAUAUCAUCUUUCUUUCAUGUCAUCUUAUAGGAGUAGUAUCCUUUCGGAUUACGAGGAUUCCGUUCCCGCCUUAGAUAUCAGUAAUAUAUUCUUAUGAACUAUAUUAAAGUUACAUACAACUAU
Molecule: messenger RNA, 2326 nt
Organism: Colletes gigas
Lineage: Eukaryota; Metazoa; Arthropoda; Insecta; Hymenoptera; Colletidae
Gene: c12.1
Product: spliceosome-associated protein CWC15 homolog
Exons: 3
Coding region: 99-785 (228 amino acids)
Biological process (GO): mRNA cis splicing, via spliceosome
Cellular component (GO): catalytic step 2 spliceosome
Molecular function (GO): RNA binding
Source: RefSeq, a predicted model, not a curated record